Molecule: messenger RNA, 2118 nt
Organism: Leptidea sinapis
Lineage: Eukaryota; Metazoa; Arthropoda; Insecta; Lepidoptera; Pieridae
Product: zinc finger protein 239-like
Exons: 1
Coding region: 205-1134 (309 amino acids)
Cellular component (GO): nucleus
Source: RefSeq, a predicted model, not a curated record
GGAGGUCGUGGGUUCGAAUCCCGCAUCGUUCAUAUAAUUUUGUUUUUCAAAUUUUAUUUGUGCAUUAAUCCUAGAAGUGAGGGUUAUCACUUUAAAAAAACACUACAUAUUCUUUAACUAACUGUGCAACCUCAUCAUCAUUUGAAUCAUGAUUAUCUGUCCCAUUGUAAAUUAGUAUAAACCAAAUAUUAUUUGCAAAAAACUAUGUAUCCUAGCCAAAGAGAAAAAAAGAUUAUUUUUAAAUUAAUUUUCUACAUUGCAGUUAAACUAGCAGCUAGUAAUGAACUGUUGGAUGAAAUGUACACAGAACUGAUCAAUCCAUGUAAUAAGAGUGGGAUGUCUACAUCUGACUUGAACUUAAAACACACUGGUGAAAAACUUCACUCUUGCAAUGAAUGUGGUAAGAGUUUCAAUCAUUCUGGCCAUUUGAAGAACCAUAUAAGAGUACAUACCGGUGAUAAACCUUUUUCAUGUGAUGAGUGUGGUAAGAGUUUCACUGUAUCUGCUACUUUAAGAAACCAUAAAAAAAUACAUACCGGUGUUAGACCUUAUUCAUGCGAUGUUUGUGGCAAAAGUUUCAAUCAUUCCACUACUUUUAAGAACCACAAAAGAAUACAUACCGGUGAGAAGCCUUACUCGUGCGAUGUGUGUGGUAAGAGUUUCAAUGAAUCUGGUUCAUUGAAGAAGCAUAAUAGAAUACAUACCGGAGAUAAACCUUACUCAUGCCACAUGUGUGGUAAGAGUUUCACUGAAUAUGGAACUUUAAGGAACCAUACACGAUUGCAUACCGGUGAUAAACCCUAUUCAUGUGAUGCAUGUGGUAAGAGAUUCAAUGAAUUAAGAACAUUGACAAACCACAAAAGAAUACAUACAGGUGAUAAACCUUACUCAUGCGGUGUAUGUGGUAAGAGUUUCAAUCGAGAGGAUAAUCUGAAGACACAUAGUAGAAUACAUACCGGUGAUAGGCCUUAUUCGUGCAAUGUGUGUGGUAAGAAUUUCAAUCGCUAUGAUAAUCUGAAGACACAUAGUAGAAUACAUACCGGUGAACAUCCAUAUAUAUGUAACAUUUGUCCACUGAAAUUUAAAUGGAAAAAAGGUCUCGACAAACAUUUAGAAAGACACAAUAAUACAUAAUUAUUAUUACUUGCAUAGAUUUCUAUUGUAGCCUCCUUCUUUAGUAGUGUCUAGUAUUUUAGAAAUGACAUCAAAAAAAAUUCUGAAGGAAUCAAUUUUGGGAAAAAAAAAUGCCUUUUAUAGAUAAUUACUGUCCAAUUUUUUAAUAUUCUCAGCAAUGGAAACUGUUGUCCACACACGUAUUUAUCCCGCGCUGAGUGCAUUUAUUCCUGAGAAACAACAUGGUUUCAUGAGCGGGCGUUGUACAACUAUUAAUUAAGGCUGAUUCAUGAACUGUUUUGUGUCAAAUAUGGAUGGUGGCUCUUAGAUUGGUGUGAUCUAUAUACUUUGAGAAGGCAUUCGAUCGAGUGGACCAAAAGAGGAUGUAAAUACUACGUAAUAAGUGUCCGGACUGCCUAAGUAGAAAUUAAAAUUUAAUUUAGUAUAAACGUGCAGUCAUUUGACAUAUAUCGUGAUUGGCGACGAAGUAUAAUCCGGCUAAGUUUCGAAGCGAUCAGUUGCUUAAAACGUCGUCGAUUUCGGCUAUCUCUGUUUUUUACAAGAUUAUAACCAUCAAUCUAUCAAUGAUAUGUUUCAUACAAUCGAGUGAAACGCUUUUUGGAGUUUACUACUUAAGAAUCGAUUUUCAUAUAAGGCGCCCGGUAUUAGAAUAUGGGAGUAAAACCUACUCAUCAAAUGGGAUAGUAACGUUUUGUGUGCGAAUCAUUUCUCGUGCACCUUUCACUUUCUUGUAUUUUGAAGCUUUAGUAUAUUAUUUUCAUUAAUACGCUUUUAUUAGCUUCUGUUUGUAACCGACUCCAUUGGACUUGAUUUUGUUUAGUGCCUGUUCAAAGGCAAUCGUUCUUGAGGAGUGUUCCAGUCGUGCAUCGGAGCUGACACACACACUCUUGUUCUUAUAGAAGUUCGCUAGGCUGGAGUGAACCAUGUUAAUCUGUAUCUUCAAGAAUUGUAACAAUGAAUAAAAUAUAUUUUAUAUUCAAUAAA